AUGAAGGCAAGAGAGCCAUUGUUUGCUGUCAGAAGAGAUAUAUCCACCCAGUUUCCGGCAGAGAUACCCAUGGUCUUUUUGCCUGUGGUGCAAAAGGAUGAGGUCAUAUUGAAAGAUGAAAUUGGCAGAGGUUCCUUCGGUACAGUCUAGAAAGGACUGCGGGGUGGAAGGGACGUUGCAGUAAAGCAUAUUAAGGUCAGAAAUGCAAAGCGUCUCCAAGAAAGUGUGGAAUCUGAGAUAAAAGUGCAUGGCCUAGUCCGCCAUCCAAACAUUGUCCAAAUUAUAGCAAUUCCAGUUUUGAAAAAUGCAAUCUACCUUUUGUCAGAAUUGAUCAAAGGACCCAAUUUAGACGACCUUCUCUUCAGCGACGAUAAAAUCAACACCCAUUUCACCAUCCAAAGUUGUACUAAGUUCCACUUGGGCAAACACAUCUACCAGGCUGUUGCGUACUUACAUAAUUUGAAGCCCCCUGUGGUUCACAGAGACAUAAAACCUGCCACUAUAUUAGUAGAUGAGGGAACACAGGUCAUUAAACUCUGUGAAAUGGGACUGAGGAGAUUUCAAUCUGCUCAGUCCAUUAGUCGUACAACCAGCAUGGGCAUACCUAGCACUCCCUCCUAUAUGUCUCUAGAGUGCCUGCUGGAGAGAAGGAAGGCCACUAAUAACUCCGAUGUAUGGUCCUUGCCAGUUACAUCAUUAGAGCCGCUCACAGAA
This is a messenger RNA of Porites lobata, 714 nucleotides long. Lineage: Eukaryota; Metazoa; Cnidaria; Anthozoa; Scleractinia; Poritidae. The record is from the annotation of a GenBank genome assembly.